Molecule: messenger RNA, 1756 nt
Organism: Parasteatoda tepidariorum (common house spider)
Lineage: Eukaryota; Metazoa; Arthropoda; Arachnida; Araneae; Theridiidae
Source: RefSeq, a predicted model, not a curated record
CUUGAAGAAAAGAAGCCUGCAGUUGAAAUUAAGACACCUGGAGAACAUGUUUUAAGUGAAACAGAUAAUGGGAUAUCGAGAGUUAUAUUUGAACCUGAUUUUAUACCAGAAGCUGAAGCGGAUAAUAUGAUGACCCUUUUAAAAGACAGUACAGCAUGGUAUGACAAAAAUAUAAUUAUACAUGGUCAGGAAGUGCCACAACCUAGAUUAGUUGCUUGGUAUGGACCUUUUCCAUAUGCCUACUCUGGAGCUGUUCUUGAAGCACGAGAAAUGCCUCCAGCAAUUGUAGAGAUAAAGAAGAGAGUUGAAAGAUAUUUAGAGGCCCACCAACUCUGUGUGGAUUUAAAUUCUGUUCUCUUAAACCUGUAUAGAGAUGGAAAGGAUAGUGUGGCAUGGCAUAGUGAUGAUGAAUUAACUAUGGGUGUCUCACCUACUAUUGCAUCUGUUUCUCUCGGUGAAACUAGAAAAUUUCAAAUGAAAAUUAAACAAAAUGUGCGUGAACGUGUUGAAAAUCUAGUCUCAGAAGAAUAUUUUGUACAUCUCACAUCUGGAAGCCUUAUUAUAAUGGAUGGAUCUAUGCAAAAAGAUUGGAAACAUCAAGUACCCAAAGAAUACCAUGAUAGAGCACCCAGAAUUAAUUUAACUUUCCGUACAGUGUCUCAAAUUGACAAAAUACCCCUUCAAGUGCCUCUUAAAACUGUAGAAAAUUCAAAUCAUCCUUCUAGUACAAAAACCGAUGCAGAAAAGCAUAUUUUUGAUAACACGAACUUUCCUUCCUUGGAAUCUGCCAAUUCACAGAAUGGAAACAGUUCUAAAGUGCUCAAAAACUCUAGUGCGAAAUCUAAGUCAAAAACUGAUAGCCAAACGGAUGCUAAAGCCUCUAUAUCAAACCAAAGUUUAUCUGACGAUUCUUUGCUACUGGAUUCUUCUUACAAUUCAAAUGCCUCUGAGGAUCAAGAACUAAAGAAUGUCCCCACAUCAGAUGAUGGUAAUGUAUGUGUAUCAUCCGACAGUGACAAUCGAACUGAUGCAACUAAAGCCUCAAAUGCAAAUAGCGAAUCUGCAAGUGCCUUAGCUGGAAUGAAUGAGUUGGGGCAUUCGGCUGGUGAGAGCAAGAGGUAUGAAUUGAACGCUGAUGCUAUUGAGUUCAUACCUAAGUUUGCAUUGCCCAGCGAUGAAGCCGGCAUUAGCGCUUCUGUAGAAUUCGAUAAGCAGCAAAUAGUUAAACUUCCCGACUUAUUUCGAGGCAAUAAAGUUCCGCCUUCACGUUAUGGCGAGUUCUAUUCUGCUCUUAUAGAAAAGUUGGAAUGUAAUCCAGAAUUUUUAUCAGAUCGUGAUUAUUAUGAAGUGGAGACACUUACUCAGUUGUAUGAAAAUGGCCUUACUGAAAUUAAUCAAGAGAUUGUAUUGUCAAGGUUGUGCUCCAUGAUUAAAAAUGCUGCUAGAAAGAACCAGCGCGGUUAUCGACCUCCACCUCCCAGAAGUGGUUAUCGCAGCAGCACUUACAGUCGUUCCAGAGGAUCCUUCAAGGGGUCAAAUAGUAGAGGGAAGGACUAAAAAAAUUCAGAAAUUUUCUGGAAAUAAAAGCAUUGUUGUGUGUGUGUGAUUUUUUUUUUUUUUCAUUGAUGUACUUACUUCUUUGUAUUUUAAUUCUUUAUACAUACUGUCAAUCAGAGUUUGCAGUGUUUUCUUCUUGUAAUAUUUUAAACACAAAAAUAAUUUUGUAAGCAAAUAAAAGUUUUAAAUUAGUUGUUAA